Messenger RNA from Sinocyclocheilus anshuiensis, 3256 nucleotides. RefSeq lists its product as uncharacterized. The transcript has 22 exons. Gene Ontology annotation, cellular component: synaptonemal complex. The record is from RefSeq and is a predicted model, not a curated record. The coding region runs from base 60 to 3071 and encodes 1003 amino acids. NCBI's taxonomy places the organism in Eukaryota, Metazoa, Chordata, Actinopteri, Cypriniformes, Cyprinidae. Gene Ontology annotation, biological process: synaptonemal complex assembly.
GCAAGCAUUUACAGUUGUUUCUCGGAAUUUUUGUUUGUUGUCUUCUCAGCAGCCCAGUUAUGUUUGCUGCCAGCAGCCCAGGGUGCCACAGUCACUUGUACAAUUCCAUACGUUCAUAUCUCCACAAUCAGAACAGAGCACAGCCCAUCAUUGGUCUGAACUCCAUCACAGAGGUGUUGGCAUAUAAUCAGCCUGCAUUGUACUUUUGUGAUGUCUGCGUUUUGAGAAUAACCAAGGCUGAUAUCAGGAACCACAUCAUGGGCAGCAUUCACAGAUACAAUUACAUUAAAUCUCAUCAUGCACAUGGGUGGACGUCUGAUACAGACCUGACUCUUUUGGCUCGCCCUCUAAUGGAUAUCGCAAAAAAGGUUGAAAAGAAAAAGGGAACAGGUGAUAUACAGGUUCUGAGUGUGUAUGAAGUCAUCUACAAGGAGAUGGCAUCAUUGCCUGUCCCUGAUGCUUUUGCUCAGAUGAAGAAGAUCAAGGAUCAGCGAAACCCUAAUGCACCUAAUUUGCUUGUUCAUAACAGCCCGUCUGAAGGUAAAGAAACCGGUGCUCAAGAGCAGCAAGAGUCUGUCAAUAUGAAUGGGACUGCACAACUUCCAACUUUAGGAAGUUUGGUCCCAACACAGUGUGUAUCUACGACACCAUCGAGGUCAAAGCGUUCAAGUAUGAUUGAACCCCAAAAAGUCUCAACCAAUCCAACACCAAAACCAUCUCUCCAUAGAACCGCAGGUCCUGUCAAACCAUUAUUCACAUGCCAGGAUGUAUCUACACCUCAGAGUCUAGUGGAUUCUCGUGUUUCAUCUAGAAUACCUUUUCUAGAAAGCUACCCAGCUCCAGUCCUCAGCCAACACAUAAAUCAGCAUCAACCAAUCCCAGGCAGAAGCCUUCAAAGAUAUAUAAUGCCAUCUGAAAACCAGUGUUUUACUGAAGCAAGGACAAUCUCUAUUGUAAGACCACCAAGACAGUGUAUCCCCAUCAGAAUUCUUUGCCAGAAUGACAUUGUGCGUGCUGGUGAAGAUGAUGGGAACAAUUCUGUCCAGUCAUUUGGAGUCAGCUAUGAAUCACAUCCAAUGCACCUGGCCCAAACCACUCCAUAUGAAAUCCAGCUGCAAACACCAUCUCUUUCAGUGAGCCACAUGGUACCAGAGUUAACCCAGGAUCUAACAAACAGGCAUGGAUUUUUCAGGAUUGAAAGGUCACCUGAUAGUCCAGAGCCUGUUAGAGAUGUGGAGAUCGUUAUCAAGCAGAUCAGAACCCAAAUGCUAACAGAAACACCGGAACAGGCUACAAUGUAUGAUUUAAGUCCGUUCCAUGAUGAGUCUAAUUUACAAGAACCAAUCAACACCGGCUGGGAAGCACAUGAGGAGCCUCAAUCAGACACCUUAGCAGAAGAAAACACCUUUGUGUUCUCACAAAGUCCAAUUUCCCAGUCUCCUCUUACUCGGACUCAAAGUCCUUCUGAUCAGUUUCAAUCAAUAGAAGAUUUUCUAGAAAACUACAAUGGUCGAAAGCCUCUUAUCGGUCUACAAGCUGUUAUUAAGUGCCAGAGCGUGGAUGGGAAUCCACCUCCAUGCUGUUACCUGUGUCAGCUGUGCUCUUUGAAGCUGAAGAAGAAAAAAAUAUUCAGCCAUCUGACUGGCUGUGAUCACCAGCGAAACUACUUAAAAGCUCUCCAUCCACAGCUCUUGCCUAAAAAGCGUAAACACUGCAACACAAAUGAGAUGCUUGAGGAUAUUGCUAUCCAACUGGAGAAAGAGGAUGGAAGAGGACAUAUAAAGGUGAUGAGGUUGUCUGCAUGUCUCAUAAGUGAGGUACUGGAAAAGGAUUAUCAUUGGUGCAUGAGGGUGUUGAACUGUGGAGCCGAUGUGGGGUGGAGAUCAGGUCUGUUGUCUUUCAAGGAAGGAACUAACAACACUACAGGUCCCAGUCAUACUCUUAAACGGCCAGCAGAGUCUGUGCUGCCCCCUUCUGAUAACAGCACCACUGGUCCCAGUCAGACUCUUAAACGUCCAGCAGAGUCUAUGCUGCCCCCUUCUGAUGCACGUGCUUUUAUAGCUCCUGCCGGAGCUCCAACCCAUCAGAUGUCCAAAAAAAUGAAGAAGGGUCAUCCUAAGAAAGUAGUAUGUACAAACAAAGUUAAGGAGCCUGUGUUUAAGGUAAGCCUGUCACUGCAGGAGGGACCUGUUAUCAUUGAGAGAACAUCUCUAAGAGAGACAACCACAGUGGCGCCUGAGAUCGAAGACCAAAGCCCUGCAACCACAUGCGCAGACGAUGCACUGCCUUUAGCGACUAACACGCAUUCUGAAGUUCAAAUGUGCUUUCACAGCUGUAUGUAUGAGGAACAGUUCACUAAUCCUGUUCAUUAUGCAUACUCAGGGCAGUUUGACCAGUCUCAAGUUAUUCAAUAUUUCGAGCCUUCUCUCAGACCUAGGGACUGUGGUCCAGUGGAUGAGGUGGUCACUGUCACGUAUGCUGAUUGGCCGCUGCAGGACUGGUCCUGCAAUAACAACCAGUGGAUUGUAAUGAGGCAAAACAGGGAUGGAAGUGAUCUUCCUUCUGAGUGUGCAACCAAAAAACACUUUGAAGAUGAAGCGAAGGAAACUAUGCUCCUCCGAUGUGCUAGGAAGGAGGAGGAAGAUGCAUUAACUGCUGAAGCCCUACAGUUGGAGGGAACACUGAAUGAAAAGGAAGAGUUAAACAGAUCUCUGCAGCUUAAAUGUGAGGACCUCCAGCUAGAGGCACAAAGGCAGCUUGAGCAGAACCAUCAGAAAGAGGAAGUAGUAAAGCAGUACUGCUUUCAGAUCCAGGAGACCAAACUAAAGCACAGAAAGAUUCGGAUGAAGUUUGAGAAUCAGCUUCAGCAAUUAAUGGAGCAGCAUAAAAACCUGUCCACCGUCUUUACUCCACAAAGACUUCCAGCAGAAAUACAGUCUGCAGAGUACACCACUGAGCAGCUGUUGAAGGCUGAACAACAGAAGCUGGAGCAGUUGACCAAGCUUCUGGACGGGUUAAGCCACACCCAGAAUGCAGAGAUGCACAUGGACACUUGUGAAAAAGCACCAUGAAUACCUCAAACUGAUUUUGCAAACUUAAGCUGAGUAUCUAAUACCUUCCAACAAAUAUGAAUUUUACAAAGAAGCAGCUUAUAUAUUCUUUUCCAUUCUGUUCCAUUGUCCUAAUUUAACUUGUUACCAACUGUAUUGUCAACAAAUGCUUGUGAACAAAUACUGUUUAAAACCAAAAUUAAACC